Molecule: messenger RNA, 832 nt
Organism: Vicia villosa (hairy vetch)
Lineage: Eukaryota; Viridiplantae; Streptophyta; Magnoliopsida; Fabales; Fabaceae
Exons: 3
Coding region: 185-832 (215 amino acids)
Biological process (GO): L-valine catabolic process; thymine catabolic process
Cellular component (GO): mitochondrion
Molecular function (GO): DNA-binding transcription factor activity, RNA polymerase II-specific; malonate-semialdehyde dehydrogenase (acetylating, [NAD(P)+]) activity; methylmalonate-semialdehyde dehydrogenase (acylating, NAD+) activity
Source: RefSeq, a predicted model, not a curated record
AGUUCAUUUCCGAAACUGUUGCUGCAUAUACAAAUUUCCCUCCUUCACUUUUUCAUCAUUUUUCUCCAAAAACUUAUCAAAACCCUCUCUAAACCCUAUCAAUCUCCAUCAAUUUUUCGCCCUAAAAGCAAGUUUCAAACCGUUGAUCACGUUAAAGGGGGCAUAGAAAGCUACAAUUUCAGGUAUGGUGCAUCCGGACAACAUUGUGCAAGACGAUGGAGUAUUAAAUCCGGAAAUUGUCAACGUUAAUAACGAUCCGGUUAUUGACGCUACUCCUAUGAUCAAUGCGGUCGAUGUUAGGCAACAUUUUACAAAUGAUCGGAGCUUCGUUAGUCGAGAACAAUUGAUUGAUUGGGUUCGAAACGAAGCUAGUAAACUUGGAUUUGGAAUUGUCAUUUUAAGGUCGGACAACGGAAAUAGUAGGCGGAAAGCUUUCGUUGUUUUGAAUUGCGAACGUGGUGGUAGUUAUGUGCAAUCAAACCGUGUGCUAAAACACGAGGACACGGGAUCGAGAAAGUGCGGGUGUCCUUUUAAGUUGCGUGCUAAUCGGAGGGUUGAUGAUUUGUGGCGGUUAACCGUAAUUUGUGGAAUGCAUAAUCAUGCCUUGGAUGUCAAGUUACACGGGCAUCCAAUGGCGUGUCGUUUGUCCCGCGAAGAGAGGAAUGUGAUAUCGGACCUAACGAUAGUCAAAGUGGCGCCUCGCAACAUACUUGCCGAUUUGAAGCGUAAGAAACCGGAUAGCGUUUCAAAUAUCAAGCAAGUUUACAAUGAACGGCACAAUCUCAAGGAAUCAAACCAAGAACAAUACAUUGUUAAGUCACAAAAAAAGUAA